This is a messenger RNA of Archocentrus centrarchus (flier cichlid), 1082 nucleotides long. RefSeq names its product SAYSVFN motif domain containing 1 (gene saysd1). Lineage: Eukaryota; Metazoa; Chordata; Actinopteri; Cichliformes; Cichlidae. The transcript has 2 exons. The record is from RefSeq and is a predicted model, not a curated record. The coding region runs from base 381 to 905 and encodes 174 amino acids.
AUCAGCAGCGUAAAGUAUGACCGUUAUCGACGGCAACAACAGCUAAAAUACGUAUUUCUUUUUACGAAAACAUGACCAUAAAACAGUACAACGUUUUGAAACUCACCUCAGAUGAAAACAAUCACCAAGCUAGCACCAGAACUGGUAAAAUGUCGUAAAACGGCGACAGUUGGAGGCUUCUUGCGACACACUAUCCUGCUUUCAGGUAGACGCCGACGUAAAAAGGUAAACAAACAUGUUGAUAAGCUAGUAGCAUGGUGGAGUCCAUCAAAUUUAAAGACAGAGAAGGAGAUUUAUUGCGCUGUAAACUGUUUAUAACGUUACCGUGAGCCAAUAGAAGUUGUGAAUGAACUGUCCCAGCUACCGCUUUUUCAUUAUCCAUGGAGCAAAAGUUGGCAGAGUUCAGAGCCAGACGACAGGCUGAGAAAGUUGCUCAGACAAGUCAGACUGCUGGUUCACAAUCCAGAGAGGCAGCAGCAGACACCACAGCUCUGUGUGAUAAAACACCCACAGCUGGCAGACUGCAAUCAAAUGACGCGACACGAAACAACCAGGCUGCGACUGACGGCUCUCAAAGCAGGGACCGUAGAGACUGGCUGCUGGACAGUGCUCUGGGAAGGUGGUUGACUUCCAGACAGUUUGUCAUUUCAAACAUCACUUUACUAAAAGUGCUGCUGUGGCUGGUGCUGCUGGGUCUGUUUGCCGAACUAGAGUUUGGCCUGCCUUUCUUUGUCAUCUCCCUCUUCUACUGGCUCUACGAAGGACUCCGAAGCCCAGCGCCCCGCAAGCCUGGUGAACUGAGUGCUUAUUCAGUCUUCAACCCAGACUGUCAGCCUCUGCUGGGUGCUCUAACUGCUGAGCAGCUAGAGGGAGAGAUGGGCUACAGACCUCUAGCUAACAGAUAACUUGGUUGUGAUAUGCACAUUUUCUUCAAAUAUUUCAAUCUUCAUCUAAAAAAUUCUCUGCAAUUUUCAAUUUCUGCUUCUGUAUGGCACAUUAAAAUGUGACUGGUCAGCUAAUAGUUUUAUUUCUGUGGCUACUGUAACUUAUUUUAAUAGUGUGAAUCAGGGAUAUAUAAUGGC